AUGGCAGACCCCAAAUACACUGACCUUCCCGGCAUUGCCAGGAACGAGCCAGAUGUUUAUGGAACCAGCGACCUACCUGAGGAUGAUCAAGCAGAGUUUGAUGCAGAGGAGCUGACGAGCACAAGUGUGGAGCACAUCAUUGUCAAUUCCAAUGCUGCCUAUGACAAGUUCAAAGACAAGAGAGUGGGGACAAAGGGGCUUGAUUUCUCAGAUCGUAUUGGAAAAAACAAGAGAACAGGAUAUGAAUCUGGAGAAUAUGAGAUGCUUGGAGAGGGUCUAGGAGUGAAGGAGACACCCCAGCAAAAAUACCAGCGACUACUGCAUGAGGUCCAAGAGCUGACAACUGAAGUUGAGAAAAUCAAGACAAUGGUGAAGGAGUCAGCCACUGAAGAGAAGCUGACCCCGGUGGUUUUGGCUAAGCAGCUGGCAGCCCUGAAGCAGCAGCUGGUUGCUUCCCACCUGGAGAAGCUGCUGGGACCAGAUGCAGCUAUCGACCUUACUGACCCUGAUGGAGCUCUGGCUAAGUGCCUACUGCUGCAGCUGGAAGCAACAAAAAACAGCAAAGGAACUGGUUCAGGGGGAAAGACCACCAGUGGGACUCCCGUAGAUAGUAACCUUGUCACUUAUGAACUACAUUCUCGACUUGAACAGGACAAGUUCUCUCAAGCUGCCAAAGUUGCAGAACUUGAGAAGCUCCUGAUAGAGCUGGAAGCCACUGUACGCUGUGAUCAGGACGCUCAGAAUCCUCUUUCAGCAGGUCUACAGGGAGCCUGUCUUAUGGAGACCAUAGAACUGUUGCAAGCAAAGGUGAAUGCUGACCUUGCAGUUCUGGACCAAGUGGAGGCUCGGCUGCAGAGUGUCCUGGGCAAGGUGAAUGAGAUUGCCAAGCAUAAAGCUUCUGUAGAGGAUGCAGAUACACAAAGCAAGGUGCACCAGCUCUAUGAAACCAUACAGCGCUGGAGUCCCAUCGCCUUCACCCUUCCUGAGCUGGUGCAGAGACUUGUCACCAUCAAGCAGCUGCAUGAGCAAGCCUUGCAGUUCAGUCAGCUCCUGACACACUUUGAUACCACACAGCAGAUGAUCCCUAGCUCCCUCAAGGACAACACCGCCCUCCUGACCCAGGUGCAGACAACCAUGCAUGAGAACCUGUCCACAACUGAGGGGAAUUUUGCCAACAUCCAUGAGUGGAUGAAGCAGCUGGGAAAGUGA
This is a messenger RNA of Nyctereutes procyonoides (raccoon dog), 1209 nucleotides long. Its product is annotated as dynactin subunit 2-like. Gene Ontology annotation, biological process: mitotic spindle organization. The record is from RefSeq and is a predicted model, not a curated record. NCBI's taxonomy places the organism in Eukaryota, Metazoa, Chordata, Mammalia, Carnivora, Canidae. Gene Ontology annotation, cellular component: dynactin complex; cytoplasm; centrosome.